Messenger RNA from Coffea arabica (coffee), 1458 nucleotides. RefSeq names its product formyltetrahydrofolate deformylase 1, mitochondrial-like. Gene Ontology annotation, molecular function: formyltetrahydrofolate deformylase activity. Lineage: Eukaryota; Viridiplantae; Streptophyta; Magnoliopsida; Gentianales; Rubiaceae. Gene Ontology annotation, biological process: 'de novo' IMP biosynthetic process. The record is from RefSeq and is a predicted model, not a curated record.
UCCAAUCUUUGCAACUAAUGGCUGGUGAUUUACACAAUAUAGCCGCAGCCCCACCACCUCCCUCCCAGAGACCAAAAAAAAAAAAAAAGGAACCCAACAGCCCCAAAAUGCAAUAAACAGUUGUGUAGGCCUGUAAGUUGUGGGUUGCCAACUCAACCAACUCUCUGAGAGAGGCAACAAUCGGAUUGGGGCGGAGACGGAAAUGAGUUUCCUACGUAAAGUUGUGUCCUCAAGUUUCCCUGCUCAAGUUUUGAGAUUUUCAAAGAGGCCCUUCAAGGCGAAGUCUCUUGAUGAAUCUACCUCUUCCUCCGUCAGCCAUGGUAUUCAUGUCUUCCAUUGCCCUGAUGAGGUGGGAAUAGUUGCAAAGCUAUCAGAAUGUAUUGCUUCAAGAGGUGGAAACAUUCUCAAUGCUGAUGUUUUUGUGCCUGAGGACAAGAAUGUGUUUUACUCUAGAAGUGAAUUUAUCUUUCACCGGGCGAAAUGGUCCCGUGUACAAAUGGAUGAAGACUUUCUGAAACUGUCGAGGAUGUUCAAUGCUAUAAAUUCUGUUGUCCGAGUGCCUGACCUUGACCCUAGACAUAAAAUUGCAAUUCUUGCCUCAAAGCAGGACCAUUGUCUUGUUGAUUUGUUGCAUGGCUGGCAAGAUGGAAGGCUUCCAAUUCAAAUAGCAUCAGUAAUAAGCAAUCAUGAUAGAGCUCCGAACACCCAUUUGAUUCUAUUCCUAGAGCGGCAUGGAAUACCUUACCAUUGCUUGAGGACAACUCCUGAAGAUAAAAGAGAGAAAGAGAUCCUGGACUUAGUCCAGGAUACUGAUUUUCUAGUGCUUGCUAGAUACAUGCAGGUUCUUUCUGGAAACUUCUUAAAAAGUUAUGGAAAGGAUGUUAUUAAUAUUCAUCAUGGCCUAUUGCCAUCUUUCAAGGGUGGUCAUCCAGCUAAGCAGGCAUUUGAUGCUGGCGUCAAGUUAAUUGGUGCAACAAGUCACUUUGUUACUGAAGAACUUGAUGAAGGGCCAAUAAUUGAGCAAAUGGUGGAAAGAGUUUCCCACAGAGAUAAUUUGCAGAGUUUUGUACAGAAGUCCAUGGAUCUUGAGAAACGAUGCCUUUCAAAAGCAAUAAAAUCAUAUUGUGAGCUGCGUGUUUUGCCUUACGAACGAAACAAGACUGUUGUGUUUUGAUGAUGAAAGGCAAAUCUUGUUUUGAAAUCAGGCGUUUAUUAAGUAUGGGAUGCUAAGUCAUUUUACUUGCACUCUUCCAAUGCAAUUCCAAGUGACAAACUUUUAAGUCCACUUUCACUUACUCUGUAAUUGUUUUAUUUAGUUCUGCAGCUCAUCAGAUAUGUAGUUUUGGUAUAUCAGUUAUGGUGUUUCUUUUAGCCAAAGCAGUAUGACUUGUUCAAUUUCAUUACUAAAUUAUAUGAGAAAAAUGAAGGGAAGGCAGAUGUAAAAACUACUUGCUGUAA